Messenger RNA from Staurois parvus, 1560 nucleotides. The record is from the annotation of a GenBank genome assembly. NCBI's taxonomy places the organism in Eukaryota, Metazoa, Chordata, Amphibia, Anura, Ranidae.
AUGAAUGGGGCUAUACUUCCAAACACCCCUAUAGCUGUGGAUUUUUGGCAGAUAAGGCGAUGCAGCCAUGUUCGACUCUUUUUCCUUUCUCAUAUGCACAGUGACCAUACAGUAGGCUUAUCUUCAACAUGGAAUCACCCAUUGUACUGUUCACCCAUCACAGCCAGAAUACUGAAGCAUAAGCUACAGGUUAACAGUAAGUGGAUCAAUACAUUAGAAGUUGGUGUGUGCCAUAUGCUGCCAUUGGAUGACUGCGGAAUUGAAACAGUGGCUGUCACUUUAAUAGAUGCCAACCAUUGCCCUGGUUCUGUUAUGUUCCUGUUUGAAGGCUACUUUGGUGCUAUCUUAUAUACAGGUGAUUUCCGCUACAGCCCACUGAUGCUAAAAUAUCCUCCUCUAAAGAACAAGAAAAUUGAUGUUUUGUACUUGGAUAAUACAAACUGUGAUCCUGAGAUAAAGCUGCCUUCUCGAAAGGAAGCCACAAAAGAAAUAGAAGAUAUCAUUGAGAACCACCCAGAGCAUGACAUAGUAAUUGGUGUUUACAGCAUUGGAAAAGAGUCUCUCCUUGUUGACUUGGCUAAGAUGUUUAAAACUUGGGUGUUUGUUAGCCCGCAGAGAAUGGAAUUGCUUAACCUAUUUGAUAUUGAAGAUGUUUUUACAACACAGGAGGGAGGAGGAAGAAUCCGCAUUGUGGAGCAGAGUGAGGUCAUUUAUGCUAACAUGGUUAAAUGGAAUUCUAUUUACCCAACAAUAGCUAUUCUCCCCACCAGUCGAAAAGUGAAGACCUGGCAUAAAGAUAUCUAUGUUGUACCAUACUCUGAUCAUUCUUCAUUUGAUGAACUCCAUGAGUUUGUAUCUCGAAUAAGGCCUUGUUCCAUAGUUCCUGUGGUGAAGACACAACAAUGCUGGCUUCACUUUAAUAAAUAUUUAAAUUCUGAGACUAUGAAAAAUGAUGUAAGAAUUCCAAGUUCUGUAAAAGACUAUAUGAGAAGUCAAAGAUUAUCAAGUAAAUUGAGAGCUAAAAUGAUCAAGGUUUCUGUAAAUAGAACGUCACCUCGAGGAGUUGAAUUUGAAACUCCUGAAAAACAAAGUAAUGCAGAGCAUGUUUGUGGAGGAGAAGGUAAAAAGACCACAGUUUCAACAGAGCAAAAUAACCGUCAGCAGCUAAGUACUAUUGGUGGGUCUUCAUUGAUUUCAGAACAAUGCUCAAUUCCAGCACCUUUGAGCGAGUCUACCGUGCUUGUGUCAAACAUGAACGCCUCGACAGAUACCUCUCCAUGGUUCAAGAACACUUUGCAAACUUUUGAAAAUGAAACCGAAAUGCCUUCUGCCAUCUGGUCACCCCAGAACAUGAAUGGGACAGUUCUGUCUGACACAUCUGUAUUGUAUGCAGAAACAAAAAGUAACGUCAUUACUUUUUCUUCUCAUGCUCCAUGUGUGCCUUUAUCCUUUACAAGGGCAGAUAGGCUUUCCUUGUUGCCUUGUAGUAGAAGACAACUGUUUGGUUCAAAGCACUUUCAUGAUCAAGUUGAGCAAUAUAUUAGGAACUGUAUUCACUGA